Messenger RNA from Oryza brachyantha (malo sina), 940 nucleotides. RefSeq names its product photosynthetic NDH subunit of lumenal location 2, chloroplastic. The transcript has 2 exons. Gene Ontology annotation, molecular function: calcium ion binding. Bases 103 to 786 code for a protein of 227 amino acids. Gene Ontology annotation, biological process: photosynthesis; photosynthetic electron transport chain. The record is from RefSeq and is a predicted model, not a curated record. Gene Ontology annotation, cellular component: extrinsic component of membrane; photosystem II oxygen evolving complex; photosystem II. Lineage: Eukaryota; Viridiplantae; Streptophyta; Magnoliopsida; Poales; Poaceae.
UGAAAACAAAGUGGAUAAUAUCUCUGCCUCCAACCUCAAGAAAACAAUCUCUGCUCCUCACUCUCACUUGCACUACCACCACUUCACUCCACUCGGCGCGCCAUGGCCACCCUUGCCAAGCACCUCAUCCUGUGCUCCACCGCCACUAGCUCCUCCUCCGCGUCGUCGCCGGGCUCGCCGUCCGCUUCGGCGCGCCGCCGCGGGACGACGACGUCGCCCGCGGACGCGGCGGCGGCGGCGGAGAGGCAGCGCGCGCCGCCGGGGUCCGCGACGCGCCGCCUCGCGGUCGCCGCGUCGACGGCUCUGGCCGCCACGGCGGCGCUGUCGGCGCGGCGCCCCGCGGCUCCGCCCCCUGCCAUGGCGGCGGAGGCGGCCGCGGUGCCCUCGCCGCCGCCGGGCCCCGGGACGGUGCCGAGGUGGGGGACGAGGUCGUACGUGAGGGAGCGGUUCUUCGAGCCCGGCCUGACCGCGGAGGAGGCCGCCGCGCGCAUCCGGCAGACGGCGGAGGGGAUGCGCACGCUGCGGCCGAUGCUGGAGACCAUGUCGUGGAAGUACGUGCUGUUCUACGUGCGGCUCAAGUCCAAGUACCUCGACCUCGACCUCACCACAGCCAUGGCCGGCGUCCCCGAGGCCCGCCGCUCCGACUACGUCCGCGUCGCCAACGAGCUCGUCGACAACAUGACCGAGUUCGAUCGGUUCGUGCGGACGCCCAAGGUGUACGAAUCGUACCUGUUCUACGAGAAGACUCUCAAGUCGCUGGAUGACGUGACUGAGUUCCUAGUGUGAUUACUGUACAUAUCCUAUGUAUAGUUACAGGAAGAACUUAAUUAUGUACUACUACUAUCGUUCUUUAUUUGUAAUCAAAUAUUAAGCUCGUUAAUUAAUCAGACAAAAUUGGAUAGUCAUUUUUUUUCACUUGUAUUUAUGCAUCUAACCCAAA